AGCUCUGCAGAGUGAGUGCGGCUGCGGGUGACGGCGCGCGUGAUGGCAGUGGUGUAGCAGUAGCAUCUCGGGCGUCACGUUGGUAGGUCGCCCCUGCCUAUCACAGCGAGGGGCGAGGUGAGGCGCGCCAAACUUGUUCACCAGUCAGUGUCCCAAUCCUACCUUCAAAAGGACAUGCAGCAGAGUCUUACUGGCCUGACAAGGCUCUCUGUGAUAAGCAACACUAUCUGACAAAAUAAAAGGCGAUUCACAUAGUAAAAGCUGAUAGCAGAGUGCCGAGUACACUUCCUUGCCAACUUUGUAUCCUGAUAACUGCUUUUAAGAGUGGGAAAAACGUGAACAUUACAGUGACGUUUGUUAGUGAAGAGCGUUGCAUGUUACAUUAGCCUACAGAGCACGUGUGCACUUCGUCUGACUCUGUUAACAAUGUUAAUAUAAGUUCUGCAACACUGGAGUACAACAGUAAUACUGUGAGUGGUUGAAGGCGUCACGAGAACAGGAGCUGCUGAAGAGAGGCAUCGUCGUCAGGAGCCUCGACCUUUCACAAACGAGUGAUGGCAUCGUAAGAAAUCACUAGUUGAUCAACACUUAGCUGGGAGAAAGUAGCGUGACUGUCACCUCAUCCACUAAGCGGGAGCGGCAGAUGACAGAGGCACAGGAAGUCUCCCGAGCCUUCCUGGGCACGUACAGUCCCUUGGUGACGAUGGAGGAGGAGGCAGCCAUGGACUGGGAGGCGUCCCUCACCACGACAAGCUCGGCCAACGUGUCUCUGAGUUAUAAGCCUUACGAGGAGCGACCAGAAACGUACAUCGUGCCCGUGCUGUUCGUGCUCAUCUUCGUGGUGGGCCUCGUAGGUAACGGGACGCUGAUCGCCAUCUUCGUGAGGAACCGGAACCUUCGCAGUGUGCCCAACACGUACAUUAUCUCCCUGGCGCUCGGGGACCUGCUGGUGCUGCUCUUUACGGUGCCCUUCAACAUGGUCAUCUACAUCCUCGACUCGUGGCCGUUCGGGAACUUCGUAUGUAAGUUUAGCGAGCUGGUGAGAGACGUGUCUGUGUGUGUGACCGUGUUCACCCUCACAGCGCUCUCCGCAGACCGCUACCUGGCCAUCGUGUCCAACGUCAGGAGGGCAGCAGGCGGGGUGGGGCGCAGGACGGUGCGGGUGGCGGUGGGCAUCUGGGUGGCGUCAGGAGUCCUUGCCUUGCCUGCCGCCCUCACGUCUGGGGUGAGAGAGUUUUCUGUGGGCCACAAGAAUAUCACCGUUUGCGUACUCUUUUCCCAAGACUUGCCGCUCUGGUACUCUAAAGUGUACGUGGUGACCAAGUUCCUGCUGUCGUACCUGCUGCCGCUGUUGGUGAUAGCAAUCUUCUACCUCCUGAUGGCGAUGCACCUGCUGUCCGCCGACGACGUGCCACAAGAGUCGCACGUGUUCCAUCGGCAGCUCAGGACUCGAAGGAAGGUGGCCAAAAUCGUGCUCACCUUCGUACUCAUCUUCGCCGUGUGUUUGCUUCCCACCAACGUGUUCCUGGUGUGGUACUACGUGCUGCCCUACGGCUCCUACAAUGACUUCUGGAACGCCAUACGCAUCAUUGGCUUUUGCCUUUGCUUCCUCAACUCCUGCAUCAACCCCAUCGCGCUGUACUGCAUCUCUGGCACCUUCAGAAAAUAUUACAACCAUUACCUGUCCUGUGUCCUCUGCUGUUGUAAAGACGGCGGCGGGACUGGCGGCACGCGGGCCCUCCUGCAGCCCUCAAACUCUGCUUUUUCUCGCUGUCGCUCCUUCACCAUGCGAGGCACGACGGAGACCAUCACCCUCACCACCUUAGUGCAGGACCGCCCUUCCCCUGCCACCUCCUGACACACGUCUCCUCAUCCCUGCUCCCCCUCCCUCACCCGGCAUGCCUCGUCCCUGUCCCUGCCUCCUCCCCCGCCCAUAGUGCUCUAUUGAAGCUUGACUCGUCCAGUGCGCGUCAGCUCCUUGUGGUGAGGGACAAGGACGUGAACCGGAGCGCUUCUUGUAUCUAUGCCGAGGUUGAGUUGUGAGGUCUGUGUGAAGUGUUGUGCUGAAGGGUGGACCAUAGGCCAAGGUAGCUCUGGAAUCAACGAAAGAAAAAUUUCACGCUUGUCUAGAGAUUUAUGAGAGAAGUGUGAAUAGGAAGUAGUUCUGAAGUUAUCACAGUUGUUAUUAUUUUACUAGCGGUUAUCAGGAUGUAGUCUGAUUUUUUAUAAAAGUUCAUGUCUCGUGUGCUCGAAUCAACACACGACGUAUGGGAACUAUUACAUUUCAACAUUCGAGAACAAUGGACUUGAUAGGAUGAAGGCGAAGGCGGCAAAGAAAAUUGACAGGGCAUCUGAGCAAAAUGAGGAGAGAGAGGAAAGUAAAUGAGUCAUGGCAGUAAGUUUGAUAAUAAAGAAGUUCAAAGACAGAAUGGUUCCAACCCUCUCAUUGUAUGUAAGGCUUUACAGUGACACCAGGCGGCGUCCAUGUAGGGAGCAGUCUGCAGUGGGUUUUGGCCCUUUCCAGUUACGGUGUGUGUGUGUGUGUGUGUGUUUUGUCUGAGUCAUUGCCGUGUGUGGGAUUGCCGGCAUUUAGUAUAUAAUUAACUUGUAUAGAUAAGUGUGUGUGUGUGUGUGUGUGUGUGUGUGUGUGUGUGUGUGUUGCUACGAAGUGACCAGAAAUAGCACACGCCACACACGUUGUAAUUAUAGUUAAUAAAGUGUGAAAAGUGAGAUGUCAUUUAAAGUAUUUUCUACUCGGGAUGUUUUUAGAACCUUGUAUGCGUAAACUUAGAUUUUAAAGAAUUUGAAGGUGAUUUUACCAGGUCGUGUGCAAUUCAAAUUAGUAAUUAGUAAUGUACAAACUUGCACUAUCAACGAGGUUUUCCAUCAGUAUGUCAGACAUGAGAACUGAUGAGAAAGCUGGCAAUAAGUUCAACAUGAUAGCAAAUAUAGUAAUGUCUAAGUUAUAUUGUUGUACUGCUGUGUAAUAUUUUGUCUUGAAACCUCUUGACUGUUUAUGGCUUAAUAAAAGGAUGUGAUACA
Portunus trituberculatus (swimming crab) is the source of this 3042-nucleotide messenger RNA. Its product is annotated as neuropeptide CCHamide-1 receptor-like. Gene Ontology annotation, cellular component: membrane. The transcript is spliced from 5 exons. Gene Ontology annotation, biological process: G protein-coupled receptor signaling pathway. The record is from RefSeq and is a predicted model, not a curated record. The coding region runs from base 644 to 1858 and encodes 404 amino acids. Gene Ontology annotation, molecular function: G protein-coupled receptor activity. NCBI's taxonomy places the organism in Eukaryota, Metazoa, Arthropoda, Malacostraca, Decapoda, Portunidae.